AUGACUUCGAUCUUCCUCGGACUCAUGUCUGUUGUGGGGCUUCUUCUGGUAGUCUUACAGAGCAGUAGCUCUGAGAUCCAACUCGGCAACACGCACCUGCUUGCACCUGGCGUGCCCGCCAACGAGGGGUGCUUCAAGUCCGAGGGAGCCAUGCUCGUGUGUUUGGCCAAGGCAGCCACCAUCGCCACCGGCGUCGUUUCGACCGCCGAUACCGGCAGUACUCCGGGCACCGGAACGGAGAGUGCAUUGCAGAUCGCCAGAAGCCAAAUGCUGUACGACAGUGGUGACUUGCCGAUGACUUCGAGGUACGUUCAGUUGCACGACGUGACCACCCCUGUCGCCGCAAGCCCCCCCGCCGCUGUAUGCCACCCCGAUGCCCACGACGCGAUCGACAUGUGGGUUGGGCAGUUGGAGGCUAUCCUGGGAGAGCUUGCUCUCCACGCCCAGAAGGAAGAGCGGUCUGCUGGAGCGCUGAUCGCGCAGGGGCUGAGGAAGAUUGCAGCCGGGAUCUACCCAGGGGGCAUCACCGGCAAAGUGCCUGACGCAGAGAACCAAAAAACGCUCGCCGCACAGACCGCCUCCAACGGGCGGAGUGCCGAGCCCGAGGGCGCCUGGUGGGGAACGAGCGCAGGGAAGGGAUGGUGGGACUCUGCCGUUGGAACAGUUGACAGGUGGUUCGCGUCUACCUUUAAGAGCAUGCGGGAUCCCAUCAGCCCCGCACCAGCCCCUCCGCCGCACCCUCCGCCUCCGCCUCCCCCGGAGCCGACGCCUCUAACACCUAAGGUACAAACAUGA
Messenger RNA from Ectocarpus sp. CCAP 1310/34, 795 nucleotides. Lineage: Eukaryota; Phaeophyceae; Ectocarpales; Ectocarpaceae. The record is from the annotation of a GenBank genome assembly.